CUGGAAAGUUAACUAGUUAUGACCCCCUGGCUUACCAAUCUACAACCAAAAACUGGUUUACUUACUGCAGUAGAGAACACGCAAGUCCCCUCAGCAGACUUCUCCAUAGUGUCACAUUGUGACUCUGCACCAUAGCCUUGCCUUGGUUCCUUUGACCUCGCCAUAAACAGCACUAUCCAGCAGCACAAUCCACCAUGUCAACCUCUUCCACCUCCACCAACCAACCAUCGCAAACCUCAGACACGAACCGCUCCUCGGACCCCUUCGUCGUCCAGGGAACCUGCUACUGUCAGCGAACCACCUACACCACAACCGCCCCCUUAUACGGACUAACAUACUGCUACUGCCGCAUGUGCCGCCUCCUGCACGGCGCUCCCUUCGCAGCAUUCACGAACGUGGAGUCGUCUCAUUUUCACUGGGCCAGGAGCGACCGUCUGGUCGAGAUCAAUCUGAGCCAGUAUGCCACUCGCACGAUCUGUGGUGACUGCCACAGUCCCAUGACGAUGGUCUACCAUGCCAAAUCACACGAGGUGGGCAUUGUGGCUGUUACGGUUGAUGAGAGGAACUCUAAGGGCAAGGUGCCGGAGACGGUAGGAGAGCAUAUCUUCUUGGAAUCUAAGCCUGCUUGGUUUGUUAUUCCGGAGGAUGGCGGGGAACGGAGUAUGGGGAUUCUGGAGAGGAUGAGGGGGGUGGUACCGGAAGGGUUAUAGGCGUUUAUGGUCGAUCUCAGAUCCUUGAGGCAGGUGACUUACUAGGGAUUCUUUUAUUUUUCGAAUGCCUCGUACGGGUUACAUAUCCAUUUCGACUUAAGAUUCUUAUUUGGGAUACAAUCCCUGAGUAGCAAGAAAGCAGAGGAGAUCUCCC
Messenger RNA from Aspergillus aculeatus ATCC 16872, 864 nucleotides. RefSeq names its product GFA family protein. The record is from RefSeq and is a predicted model, not a curated record. Lineage: Eukaryota; Fungi; Ascomycota; Eurotiomycetes; Eurotiales; Aspergillaceae. Gene Ontology annotation, molecular function: carbon-sulfur lyase activity. Bases 195 to 710 code for a protein of 171 amino acids. The transcript has a single exon.